Messenger RNA from Eucalyptus grandis, 1307 nucleotides. Its product is annotated as haloacid dehalogenase-like hydrolase domain-containing protein 3. The record is from RefSeq and is a predicted model, not a curated record. The coding region runs from base 150 to 1058 and encodes 302 amino acids. The transcript is spliced from 6 exons. NCBI's taxonomy places the organism in Eukaryota, Viridiplantae, Streptophyta, Magnoliopsida, Myrtales, Myrtaceae.
GUCCCUUCCUCCUUCGCUGGCCACUCCCUCUCCUGAGACUCUCACUCGCUCCCUCUCGCGCGCGCGGAAAGAGCGCACCUGAGAGCACUCGCUGAAAACCAGAGUCGCCCGCCGCUUUGAUCGCGCCUCACUCAGAUGAAGCUCGCGCAAUGGCGGUGAUCCCCACGAGGACGACGCUCCCCAGGCUCCUCCGCGCCCUCGCCGCCGGCGGCGAAUCUCGGCCGCCGUUCCCGAGGCGCGGGCAUGGUCGCGCGCCUCGGUCGGAGCCGGCGCGGAGCUCCUCCAGCUUGGCCGCCGCCGCCGCGGUCGCGCCCAGCGAGCCGGAGAUGGUCGGCUCCAGGGGCCUGGGGAUGGAGAUCUUCGGAGUGAAGGAGUACGAGGACUACCGGAGGUCCCUGUACGGCGGGAUCACUCACCGGGCUCUUCUGGUGGAUGCGGUCGGCACGCUCGUCGUUCCUUCUCAGCCUAUGGCUCAGAUAUAUAGGCAGAUAGGGGAGAAGUACGGGGUGGAGUACUCGGAGGAUGAGAUACUGAAUAGAUAUAGAAAGGCUUACGAGCAGCCUUGGGGUAGAUCUCGUCUGAGAUAUGUCAAUGAUGGCAGACCCUUCUGGCAAUAUAUUGUUAGUUCUUCCACUGGCUGCUCUGAUUCUCAGUACUUUGAGGAGCUUUACAAUUACUAUAUGACUGAUAAGGCUUGGCACCUAUGUGAUCCUAACGCCGAGAAAGUCUUUGAAGCUCUGAGAAAAGCUGGGGUAAAAUUGGCUGUUGUAUCAAAUUUUGACACUCGUUUGAGACCUGUUUUGCGGGCUUUGAAUUGUGAUCAUUGGUUUGAUGCUAUGGCCGUUUCCGCUGAAGUUGAAGCAGAGAAACCAAAUCCAACAAUAUUUCUGAAAGCAUGUGAGUUGUUGGGGGUAACCCCAGAAGAUGCAGUCCAUGUAGGGGACGAUCGUAGAAAUGACAUAUGGGGUGCCAGAGAUGCUGGCUGUUAUGCUUGGCUCUGGGGAAUCGAUGUUCAUUCCUUUAAGGAGGUUGCUCACAGGAUAGGGGUGAAGGUUUGAAGUUCUCUCGUCAAGCAACUUAGGAGCAGAGCUUUUAUUUUAUUUUUUCAGUUUCCUGUGGCUUUCUUUUGUACAGUUCUAAUUUCUAAACGCCAUGUUACUUCCAGUCGGCUUCAUUCUGCGGACAGAGUCAUGUAAGAGACUGUGAAUGUAGAGGAAAAGAGAAGCUUAAUAUGGUUGUGGUGUUUUAAGUCCGAACCUGGUACGAUGCUUGGUGAAAGCGACUGGAAAAUACUCUCUUCCACCUUC